UGCUCACAUCACCGGCAUGACAGACGGCAACAGAGUCCCAAGUCAGCGCCCACGUGCAAAGGUUCCAUCCUUCAAUCGCCUCGGACAGUAAGCUCAGCCCUACACCGAGAAGACUUGGCUCAACGGUUGUUAUUUGAACUCCUCCCGCUGCAACGCUCUACCUUCUCGGUGACGAACAUCCUACGACAACGACAACGUUACCUACGCUAGUCAGAUCAAUUCCGAUUUGGAGGCCGAGAAUGGGUCCAACAUGAGACAAGGGGCGUGGCUAUGAAUCCUGGGCCCCUUUGCGGUCAACCCCGCCAAAACCUCCUGCUCUUCAGGGCAUGGGGGAUCCCAAGGAUCGGGAAGCCAUCCCCACAUGCCGUGUCUUGGUAUUGGAGAUCUGUCGACACGGGCACAGCUGAGAGGGGAGGUCUGCAAGCUCGUCACGCAGGUCGCACCCGAGAAUUCCUCGUGUCAGAACCUGAACUCUCACGGUUGGUGGUGGUGGUUACUGCUACACCUGCAGUCCCCCUUCCGCAUUUUUUUUUUGCGCCUAGAUACAAUGCUUCGAGAUCAUCUCCAACCCUUCUUCAACGGGGGUCUAGCCCCAGCCUAACAUGGAAGCUCAGAAAUACCUCAGCUGGCCAGUCCCCCGAAGUAACUACAUAUAUCAACAUACCCGCUCACACAAGCUGGGGCAGAUCCAACUCUAGAAGCAACACAGAAGCAAACAGGGGGCUCGGGAAGUCCGCAGCUGAAAAAACAAGACCGGAGCACCCUGAUAAACGUCGACACGCUGAGGACGCCUGAAGCUUUGGGCGGUUUGAUUUGAUGAUCGCUCUUCGGUCUCAGCCCCUUCAGAACAGCGAGGACGCGCAACCCCAAAUCCACCUUGUUUCUCCGUACGUAGAGUCCCAGAAAUGUCGUCCUUUGUAGUUCGGUGCUGCUUUCCAUUUUCCAAGGUGGAGGAUUUCCCAUCUUUUCUCCAGCCCUGUUCCUGACCCUUGCAGAA
Messenger RNA from Parathielavia appendiculata, 997 nucleotides. RefSeq lists its product as uncharacterized. The coding region runs from base 271 to 795 and encodes 174 amino acids. The transcript has 3 exons. The record is from RefSeq and is a predicted model, not a curated record. Lineage: Eukaryota; Fungi; Ascomycota; Sordariomycetes; Sordariales; Chaetomiaceae.